GGUUCCGGACCCCGGCGGUCCGGAGGGUCUUCACCAACAGCCGGGAGCGCUGCAGGCAGCAGAACGUGAACGGGGCGUUCGCAGAGCUCAGGUACCUGAUCCCGACCCACCCCCCCGACAGGAAGCUCAGCAAGAACCAGAUCCUGCGCCUGGCCCUCAGGUACAUCGGCUUCCUGGACCGGCUCCUGACAGACCAGGACCCGAGGAGGGGCCUGGGCCCCCGAAAAUGGACCGGGAUCCUGGGGGAGGACGGACCGGACUGCAGCUCCCAGAGUUCAGAAGGAGACUCUGAUGGUCCCAUGGAGGAGCUGGGUCACCUGCAGGACCUCCAGGUCCAGAACCUGGAUCUGCAGAACCUGCAGGUCUUGAACCUGAACCUCCUGGACCUGCAGCUGACACAUCAGAUGGAUCCAGAGUCUUUCCUCUCACCUGAUUGGUCCUCAGCUGCUGACCUCUUGGACUGAACAGAUAACUGGGUUUUUUGAGACUUUUAUUGUGAAAAUCUUGUAUUUAAAGGGUUUUAUUUGAUGUUUCUCUGAAGAUAAACUGAUUUUAUGUGAUAUUCACAUUUCUCUGACACAUUGAGUGAAGUUCUGCCCACCAGCAGAAGAUCCAGUAACCAGAUUCAGUUUCUUUUAUUUUGAAGGAAACUUUGGUGCUUUUAAUGUUGUAAUUACAAACAAUUUUCUGCCCUU
Messenger RNA from Austrofundulus limnaeus, 695 nucleotides. Its product is annotated as T-cell acute lymphocytic leukemia protein 2. Gene Ontology annotation, biological process: regulation of transcription by RNA polymerase II. Gene Ontology annotation, molecular function: DNA-binding transcription factor activity, RNA polymerase II-specific; protein dimerization activity; RNA polymerase II cis-regulatory region sequence-specific DNA binding. The record is from RefSeq and is a predicted model, not a curated record. Lineage: Eukaryota; Metazoa; Chordata; Actinopteri; Cyprinodontiformes; Rivulidae.